AUGAAGCAACUGUAUCUUCUAUUCCUUCUUGUAACUUCUGCGGUCAGUUACAAGAUUCUCUGCAUCCACAUGGUUCCGUCGAAGAGUCACUUUCACUUGGUCAAUGGUGUGGUUCAACCGCUGCUCAAAGCCGGACAUCAGAUCCUAUUUGCGACACCAUACCCGGAGGCUGUGAAGAAACAUGAUAACAUCACUGUAUUUGAUUUGAGCAGUCACAAUGAAUUCUUAAAAAAUAUCGACAUGUCAGAUCCAGAUGUCAAUAUCGGCAAUGUUAUAAGUUUAGCCAGAGAUUUGACACUUGCCACAAUAAAAAAACCGGUGAUACAAGAGGUGCUGGUCAAAGACCAGUUGGAUGCUGUCGUGACUGAAUGGUUUUUUACAGAUAUUGACGCAGGCUACGCAGCGAUCCAACAAGUUCCAUGGAUAGUCCUUAGUGGAAAUGUCAUGAGUUACCAUGUAGAACAACUCGUUGAUGCUGUGAGGUCACUCCCGAUUAUACCAAGUAUACACACAGACUAUCCCAUGCCCAUGUCAUUUUGGCAUCGCUUGUGGAGCACCAUAUCAUAUGCCAUGAUGAUGAUUUAUGAGUGGAAGUCAUACCAAGUGUUCAAGUCGGAUUACGAAGAGAACUUUGGCCCCCUAGCGGCAGCCAGAGGAAUUCCAUUGCCGCCAUUCGGGGAAAUUCACAGAAAUGUAUCAAUCCUGCUCUCGGACAGCCAUCCCUCUUUCUCACCAGCUAGAAGUAUACCGCCGAAUGUCGUAGAAAUAGCUGGAUAUCACAUUGAUGCUAACAUACCCGAACUGCCGAAGGUAACGAAGUCAUACCAAGUGUUCAAGUCGGAUUACGAAGAGAACUUUGGCCCCCUAGCGGCAGCCAGAGGAAUUCCAUUGCCGCCAUUCGGGGAAAUUCACAGAAAUGUAUCAAUCCUGCUCUCGGACAGCCAUCCCUCUUUCUCACCAGCUAGAAGUAUACCGCCGAAUGUCGUAGAAAUAGCUGGAUAUCACAUUGAUGCUAACAUACCCGAACUGCCGAAGGUAACGUAUUAA
This is a messenger RNA of Pieris macdunnoughi, 1047 nucleotides long. The record is from the annotation of a GenBank genome assembly. NCBI's taxonomy places the organism in Eukaryota, Metazoa, Arthropoda, Insecta, Lepidoptera, Pieridae.